Schistosoma margrebowiei is the source of this 5705-nucleotide messenger RNA. NCBI's taxonomy places the organism in Eukaryota, Metazoa, Platyhelminthes, Trematoda, Strigeidida, Schistosomatidae. The record is from the annotation of a GenBank genome assembly.
AGUAUAAUAAGCGUUUUUUUGAAAAUAUUUUUUGUUAACGAUGUAUCUGGAGCCAAACUAGAAGUCAUGAGAAUGACCUUAUCAGUCUUAUUGCUUAUUAUUUUUAGUGCAAAAGUAGCGAUUUUGCAGAGAUAUGAUGGUUAUCCAUAUGAAGCAGAUUUCCUGGAUAUGGAUCCUGAUUCGAUUUUGGAAGAGAACGCUAUAAUUACAGCAAAUGCCACAUGUGGCAUAAACCGUAAAGAAUAUUUCUGUCGGCUUGUUGAACAUGCUGAUGGCUUUAUCACAUACGAUGGUCGAUUACAUCGAACACCAAGGGAAGUUUUGACUUACAGCCAGGAAGCCAAGUCUUAUCGUGACCCAAGUGGGCAAUGGGUGCAAUGUGGUUAUUGUGAUGAUAGAGAUCCUAAUUUACGGCAUCCAAUUGAAUAUGUUCUCAGUGGUGAAGCCAAUUUGUGGUGGCAAAGCCCAUCUUUGGCCCAAGGUUUACAAUACCAUGCGGUUACAAUCACUAUGGACUUUCGUCAGGUAUAUCAAAUAGUCUAUGUUCUUCUACGUAUGGGUGAUAGUCCUCGACCAGCUAAUUGGAUCCUAGAACGUUCAGUAGAUGGUGAAGUGUAUCAUCCAUGGGUAUUUUUUGCUAAAACUGAAUAUGACUGUAAGAAGUUAUACGAACCGUUAAUUGAUCGACCGCUAACUAUUACAAGUGGACCAAGACCAUGGCAUUUGGGUGAUGAUGAAGUUUAUUGUACAACAUUUUACAGUCAACCUCAAGCAUUACAAUCAGGUGAAAUUAUUGUAACUUUAACAUUAGAUCGUGAAAGUACCAUAUCUACUGAAUCGGGUCUUGAAAGUCCGAUAUCAUCAAAGUUAAUUGAUUUCUUGUCUGCACGAUUUGUACGAUUACGUUUCCAACAAUUACAAACACUUUCUGGUGAUUGGAUGGCUAUGCCAAAUCAAUUAGACAGUUCAGUUUACAAUAGGUAUUAUUACUCAAUUCGAACGAUUAAAGUUGGGGGAAAAUGUGUGUGUAAUAGUCAUGCCAGUCGAUGCGAACAGAAAGUAAUUGAUGGUGUACCUCGAGCCGUGUGUGACUGUCAACAUAACACAUGCGGAAACAAUUGUGAAAAGUGUUGUCCAUUGUUCAAUCAACAACCAUGGCGUCCAGGAAGAAUAUGUGAAGAGUGUAACUGUAAUCAAAAGGCAGAUGAAUGUAUUUAUAAUCAAACAGUCGCUAAUCUUCGUUUAAGCAUGCGUAAAGAUGGUGUUCUAGAAGGUGGAGGAGUCUGCUUAAACUGUCGUGAAGAUACAACUGGUGUAAAUUGUGAAAAAUGUAAACAAGGUUAUUAUCGCCCAUUAAAUGUCCGACCUGACUCACAAUAUCCUUGUAGACCAUGUGAAUGUAGUACUUUUGGUUCAACUGGUGACUGUACAUCUAAUGAUGCUGAAAUACCAGAACGAUAUCCUGGAGAUUGCAUCUGUAAAGAAGGUUAUGCAGGUAGACGUUGUGAUGAAUGUGCUGAAGGCUAUCAACGUUCUAACAUUGAUCCUCAAUUAUGUAUACCAUGUACAUGUGAUAUUAGAGGAAGUCAUCGUGGCCCAGGAUAUCAAUGUGAACCACCAUGUAAUUGUAAGAUUAAUGUUGAUCCAGAUUCUUAUUGUAAUACAUGUCAAAAAGGAUUUUUCAAUUUAGAUGUUAAUAAUCCAGAAGGUUGUCAAUCAUGUUAUUGUUCUGGUCUUACUGAUCAAUGUACUGGUGUUACAUCAUCUACUGCAAUGAUAUUGGAAAGAAAAGGACUACUUGGUCCAGUCAACACUUUAGCGAAUUGGAAAAUUAUUGUACCAAGCUUAUCUACACCAGAUACAAGUUACACAAUACCAAUGACAGAAACAUCUGUACAAUAUGAUAAAGUUUUAUUUGCUCAAACACGUGCAGUUGAAAGUUGGCUUUCAUCAGUUACUUCAACACCAGUUACACGCGGUUAUUAUUGGUCUGCACCAGAAGCAUAUUUAGGCAAUCAAAUAACAGCUUAUCGUGAUACAUUGAAUAUUAUUUUACGUUUUAAUUCACCUACUAUGUUAACAUAUCGUACACCAACAAUAAACAUGGACAUAUCAGGCAGUAGACAAUUUUCUUUAUCGAUGGCUAUGACUGACCACUUAAAUUAUAUGUGGCUACAUGAACCAGAUAUUGUAAUUGAGGGUAAUGGUUAUCGACUAGUUCAUAUGCUAUCGCCAUCCUAUCGUGAAAGUCAUAUGAUUUUAAAUAUUCCAUUAAGUGAAUCAUCAUUCCGUGUAAUUGUUGAACCGCCGACCUCUAUACCAUUAGAUCGUUUUCCUAUAAGUUGGUUACAGGGUGAUCAAUUAAGAUUUGAUGAGUCAACAUUGGAACGAGUUGGUCGACCAGCAACAAUAGCCGAUAUAAUGACUGUGUUAUCCAGUAUAGACAGAUUAUUGAUUAAAGCUAAAUAUAUUACCGAUCAAACAACAACUGAAUUAAUGUCUGUUACACUUGGUCGUGCAUUACGUGAUGAAACUGGUGGAAUACCAAAUAUUGAAGAAUGUAUUUGUCCAAAUGGAUAUUCAGGAUCAUCUUGUGAAUCAUGUGCAACUGGUUAUUAUCGUGAUUAUCAAAAACAAUCAACAAUACAAACUAAUCAAACUUCUUUUACUUCAUCAACAGCUUUAUCAUUAUGGCGUUCAACUAUGAUGACACAGUUACCUGUUUGUGUACUAUGUGAAUGUCAUGGACAUUCAGAUAUUUGUGAUGAGAAGACUGGAGUAUGCAUUGAUUGUACUCAUAAUACUGCAGGAGAUAAAUGUGAUAUAUGCGCACCGGGAUUUUAUGGGGAUCCACGAACCGGUGACCCAACAGCAUGUAAAUCAUGUGAGUGUCCUCAUUUAGAUUAUCAAAUGACAACAAUUUGCUUGGCACAUGAAGAAGAAGUAUUUAAAGAGGAAAAACCUUAUGUUUGUUUGGACUGUACAGAAAAUACUCGAGGUCGAUAUUGUGAAGUAUGCGCAGAAAUGUAUUAUGGUGAUCCACUGAAUGGAGUGCCAUGUCGUCCAUGUAAUUGUGGACCCGCUGCUAUAGGAUGCAAUUCAACAAAUGGAGCUUGUAUCUGUGGAUUUAAUACAGCUGGACCGCAAUGCGAUGCAUGCGCUGAAGGAACGCAUGGAGAUCCAACUAGAGGACAACCAUGUAGACCUUGUAAUUGUCAUCCAAAAGGCAGCAUCUCUCCAUCAUGUAGACUUGAAGACGGUCAAUGUAAUUGUUUAUCAACAUAUGAAGGUGUUAGAUGUGAUCGUUGUAUAUCUGGUCGUGGUAAUACAGAAGCUGGUUGUCCACCAUGUCAAUGUGAUCCUAUUGGUACCAGACCAGAAUAUUUAACAGUAUGUGAUCCUGUCUCUGGACAAUGUUCUUGUAAACCAGGAGUUGGUGGUACUUUAGACUGUUCAACAUGUCAAGUAGGAUAUUAUAAUCUAGGUCCAAAUGGAUGUACAGAGUGCAAAUGUACUUCAAGAGCAAUCGAUCGAACAUGUAAUCCAAUCACAGGUCAAUGUAAAUGUGGUGAGAAUGUAAUUGGGGAUACAUGUGAUAAAUGUUUGCCUGGAUUCUAUUGGAAUAACACUGGAUCAAAUUGUUUACCAUGUAAUUGUGGAAUUGGAACUGAAUUAACUAGAACACUAACUCAGUUAACUGAAUGUGAUAUGAAUACUGGUCAGUGUAAAUGUGCUCCACAUGUAGUAGGACGAGAUUGUACAGAAUGUGAAUUGGGAUAUUUUGGUGUUUCUGAAAAUGGUUGUAAACCUUGUUUACCUUGCCCAAAUGGUCAAGUUUGUGAUCAGAUUACGGGAAAAUGUAUUUGUCCACCAAAUACUGAAGGUGAUCGAUGUGAUAGAUGCGUUGCUGGUUCAUGGGACUAUAAUCCAGUGAUUGGUUGUAAAAAAUGUAAUUGUUCGAUAGAUGGUUCCGUUAUAGGCCUUGAAGAUCAAUGUGAUUUAACCACAGGACAAUGUACAUGUAAACCAGAAUUUUCAGGUCGUGCAUGUAAUGAAUGCAGUAAGGGUUAUUAUGGUUAUCCUUAUUGUAGAAAAUGCAACUGUGAUAUGCGCGGUACUGCAUGGGGAAAUUUAUCCAUAUCAGAUACGGUUGUACCAUGCAAUCCAAUUGAUGGACAGUGUAACUGUAAAGAAAAUGUUGAAGGUGAUCAAUGUGAUCAAUGUAAACCUGGAACUUUUGGUUUAAAUAUUGAUUAUCCACUUGGUUGUUAUACAUGUUUCUGUUUUCCAACUGGUACAUCAUCUCGUUGUAGUCUAUUGACAGGUUAUCGUUCGGUUCCAGGAAAAGUGAAAGGAGUUGAAAUAAUUUCUACUGAUGAUCCACGUUAUCCAGGUGGACCGUUAAUUGAUUUAAAACUUGGUUUAAGAGAUAUUGAUAUAAAUGAACUAACUAUUGGUUUAAGUCAAUUCAGUUGGCGUUUCUCUGUGCAUCGUCCAACUCAUUUAGAAAUACCAGAAUUAAAGGGUUCAUUAAUGCGUAAUUAUGGAAGUGUACUUAUUGGUGUAUUGACAGAAUGUCUACCAACUGGUGAUUGUAAACUUGGCAUUGAAGAUGCACAAACUACUAAUAUACUGUCAAAUAGAGAGAAUUUACCCGGAGGGUUAAUUAUACGUAGAAAUGAUAUUGUAGAUGCUCGAAUGACAGCACUGAAUGGUUACAUCGAAAUGGAAUAUCAACCAUCUGAUAAUUCACCUACAUCUAUUGCGGAUGGUUAUCGUCAAAUUUGGCUUCGUGAACAAGAUUGGGUGAUAACACGUGUAUCUGGUAUUGAUACACGUGUUCGACCAACACGUAAUGAAUUAAUGUUAACUUUACUUAAUGUUACAUCAUUCAGUGUACGUUUAUUUAUGCCUGAAGCAAAACCCAAACUUGUAAGUGUAAAAUAUAAAAUUUAUCAACCACGUACAGAAAUAACAACACUAUCUGGAAUUGAAAUUAAAACAAUUGAAAAAUGUGAAUGUCCACCGACUGCAUCCGGUGAUCAUUGUGAGAUUGCUUCAUCUGGAUUUUAUUUCCCACCAAUUAAACCAAAACCUGGACGUGAAAUUCUACCACCAACUGCCAUAAUUGAUCCUACUCUUCCAACAGGACACAUCAUUUGGGAAGGUGGAGCCCAGAAAUGCCGUUGUCAUGGUAUGUCCUCAAAUUGUGAUCCAGUCACUGGAAUAUGCUUGGAUUGUACUGGUAACACAGAAGGCCCAGAUUGUGGGAAAUGUGCUACAGGUUAUAUGGGUGAUCCAAAAAUUGGACAACCAUGUGUGAAAUGUCAAUGUCCUACUGAACAAACCGAGUAAGUAUUUUGUUGAUAAAAACAUACAUUAUAGUAUCUAAUUAAGCUUUUCUGACACAUAUUAUUAAGUUCAUCUUUCUACCUAUUAGGAUGGUUGUCACUGUUAUGUUUGUGGAAUGAUUAACUGACUUGUGCUCGGUGUUAAAAAUACCGAAUUUGACAGCUCGUAGUAAGAAUACAAAAACGAUAGAUUAGUAUUUGAAUGAAAAUCCUUUUCUACGAAACAAUUAACUUAAGUGGUCCAAUCGUAUUUAUGGUUGUUUGAUAAAUAUAUACGUUCAUAGAAACAUAGAAGAGGUUGUAUCAUAAAAUGAUCCGAGAUUUCAAAUAUCAAAAGGAGGUUAUGUACUGAUC